Messenger RNA from Pogonomyrmex barbatus (red harvester ant), 629 nucleotides. RefSeq names its product Homeodomain interacting protein kinase (gene Hipk). Lineage: Eukaryota; Metazoa; Arthropoda; Insecta; Hymenoptera; Formicidae. Gene Ontology annotation, molecular function: protein tyrosine kinase activity; protein serine/threonine kinase activity; ATP binding. The record is from RefSeq and is a predicted model, not a curated record. Gene Ontology annotation, cellular component: cytoplasm; nucleus. Gene Ontology annotation, biological process: peptidyl-threonine phosphorylation; peptidyl-serine phosphorylation.
AGUAAUUUUCUUUGAUUAAUGUUUUUCUAGGAUGACGUCUAUGACAUGCAUGACCACUUCUUGCAGUAUGUGACUACAAGUAGCGCGCAUCCUCACCUCCAAGAACAGCAUAUCGUGUACACGACCGGCACGGACAAACGAGUGUCCUGGCCUGGGAAGCGAGCCGAGUACAAACAUGAGUACGUUCAACCACCGGCUGCUCACUCGAGAGACCAUCAGAAGUGGGUAGUGGCCAAUCCUGUGCAUCAAUAUAGGCAGAGCCAAGUAGUAGGUACGGCAGCCCAUCCGGGCCAUACCCACAGUCAUCACGGGCAUCCGGCUCACCUGAGUCCCGGCGGCAGCGGCGGCGGCAGGAGUCCCACUGGAGGGCCUGUAAUAGGAAGUGCCCAGCAUUUGGGACAGCCUCUCUACCAAGAAUACGCUCACGUGCGCUCGAGAGCUCACGCGGUGCCACCUCCCGUAUACGUUACCGCGGCACCUUCGCAGGCUGCUACUGCUAUCCAACAACAACAAGUGCCCACGUAUCAGGGAUUCACACCCGGGUGGGUAAUUAGAGAACUAGUUAAUGCACGCAUACGUUCAUUCAUCUUUUGUUCUAACGUUAAAUUUAUGUCGUCUGUACUCCCAAA